Chelonus insularis is the source of this 1151-nucleotide messenger RNA. Its product is annotated as thioredoxin domain-containing protein 17-like. Gene Ontology annotation, molecular function: protein-disulfide reductase [NAD(P)H] activity. The transcript has 3 exons. Bases 732 to 1121 code for a protein of 129 amino acids. Gene Ontology annotation, cellular component: cytosol. Lineage: Eukaryota; Metazoa; Arthropoda; Insecta; Hymenoptera; Braconidae. The record is from RefSeq and is a predicted model, not a curated record.
AAUUAAAAGGAAACGCGAUAAAAAUAUAUGAUUGCACAGCAAUAUGUUGGUAAACUGUGAUUUUCAGUCGUUAUAAAAUGUGAAAAAAAUGAUAAAUAUCACUCAGUCUUUGUUUAAUAUAUGUAAGAAAAUUUUUUCGCAAAUGACUCGACACGGAUAAUAAUUACAGAUGUUUUAAUUUAACGAUAUUAGUAGUGGCCAUUUAUGAUUCGCUCAUUUUUAAUACCUAAAAAAACUUAUAAGCGCUCCAAUUUCAUUUACAAGAAUAAAGUUAUAAGUAAAAUAUUACUAAUUAGAUGUGUCAUAUAAAUACUAUCAAAUUGCCGCUCGUGUACCAGAAACCCAUAUUAAUUAUUGCUUUUCCGUAUAUUUUGUUAUUAAUAAUCGUGUCGUUAUAAACGAUUGUUAUGUGAUCAGCUGUUGUUAUAUUGAGGUUAGAGUGAAGAUGUCCAAAACAAUAUAUUUUUACAGUGUUAACGAGACAUAUAUGCCUCCACGAGGAUAAAAAUAUCAAAAACGAAUCGUAUCUGUAUUUAAUUGGUGCCAGUUUGUGCUGCCUUGUUUAUUCUCAUUAUUGUAACAAACACUUGUACAAUUUUCAUAAUCUAUUAUUAUCGUUUUAUACUGAACAUUCAACAUAGAUAACGACUCAGUAGGAGAAUAGUGUGAUUUGAAUUUUUAUAUCAGUAAGAAUAAUACAUUCCGUUGGCUAAGUUUUUUUCCGGUAAAAAAUGGUUGUAAAACAUCAUGUUGAAGGAUACGAUAAUUUUUUCAAGUUCAUGGAAUCUAUUGAAAACCAGCAAUCAAACAAGCCUAUAAUUGUGCUUUUCAGUGGAAGUAAACUUCCUAGUGGUCGGAGCUGGUGUCCAGAUUGCGUUGACGCUGAACCAUUCAUUGAGAAAGGUUUGAAAGCUGCUCCGGAAUCAGCACCUUUUAUUUAUGUUGAAGUUGGUGAUCGAGCAUUCUGGAAAGAUCCAAAAUGUCCAUUCCGUACAAAUCCAAAGACAAAAUUAAACGUUUUGCCAACAUUAUCACUAUGGGGAACUCAAAAACGUUUGGAAGGGGAUCAAUGUUUAAACAUUGAACUUAUUGAAAUGAUGGUGACUGAUGAUGAUGAUUAAAUAAAUAAAAAUACAUCUAUUAUCAUUUCA